AUUGCGGAGAGUCUGAAGCAAAAGCGGGGAUGGGGAACUGAAACCAAUGAAGAUUGAAGAGUGAUUAGAGAUAGUGACGUUAUGGGAAAGGCAACGGCAAGGACGACGCCACUGCUCUUGCAAUCGAAGCUGCUCUGUUUCUCUCUGCUCUACCUCUUCUCCUCCCUCUUCCUCGCCCUCUACACCUCUUUCUCCUCCAAUGCCAAUUCCAAGUGCCUCUUCCGCUCUUCGCCCUUUGACCCCAUCCAGUCCCCUCUCUUCUCCUACCCCUCCUCCUAUGGCGAGCACAAGCAUGCCGUUCCCACUCUCCGCUCCUCCUGUUCCUCCCCUGUUUUCUUCUCCGAGUACUUCGUGGCGUUCAAGGAAAUCCGAGAAUUAUGCCGGAAUUCAAGCUCUUCGGGUAAGAAUUUGAGGUAUUUGCAGGGGAAGGCGAGGAGUUUCGGUGGGAAUUUCGAUGUGUGGGAGAGGGUUUCGUCUUUCGAUCAUUCCGACGAUGCUGGAUUUGAGGUUCCCUGCGGGUUCUUCAAGGAUUUUCCAGUCAGUGAUCAUGAUCGAAAGGCGAUGGAAAAUUGUGCCGGAGUGGUUGUGGUCUCAGCUAUUUUUGGUGACCAUGACAAAAUCCGGCAGCCAAAGGGCCUUGGCUCGAAAACCCCAGGUUUUGUUUGUUUCUUUAUGUUUGCAGAUGAUUCCACACUCAGAACACUUGAUUACCACAACUUAAUUCCAAAAGAUUCCAACGAGUACAGCAUUGGCGUUUGGAGAAUUGUAAGAGUCUCGGUUGAGCGUCUGUAUGAGAGUGCGGCGAUGAAUGGGAUGAUACCAAAAUACUUAGUUCAUAGACUCUUCCCAAACUCGAAAUAUAGCAUUUGGAUAGAUGCAAAGCUGCAGCUUGUGGUUGAUCCGUUGUUGUUGAUUCAUUCGCUUGUUAUAUCUGAGAAUGUGGAUAUGGCUAUUUCUAGACAUCCAUAUUACAUUCACACUAUGGAAGAAGCCAUGGCAACUGCAAGGUGGAGGAAAUGGUUUGAUGUGGAUUCAUUAAAGAAGCAAAUGGAGACAUACUGUGAGAAUGGCUUGCAGCCUUGGACACCCAAAAAGCACCCCUACCCUUCAGAUGUUCCAGACAGUGCCCUAAUACUAAGAAAGCACAGUGUGGGGAGCAACCGCUUCUCCUGCCUACUGUUCAAUGAACUGGAAGCAUUCAACCCAAGAGACCAACUGCCAUUUGCAUAUGUGAGGGACAAGAUGAAGCCAAAGCUGAAGAUGAACAUGUUUGAAGUGGAAGUGUUUGAACAAAUUGCAGUUGAGUACAGGCACAACCUAGGACCUGGUGGUGGGUCCAGCAGCAGGAGGACAAAGAGGGCUGUUUCUGGUGGUUUUGUUAAUGGCAGCAGCAAUAGCAGAUGUGAGAGCUAUCUUUUAGAGAUGUGGGGGGAACCCCAUGAUUGACCUAGUUUUUGUCACUUUGGUUGAAUUGAUUAAAGAAUCCGCCCAACUAACCAGCCACCCAUCUUGCACAGAGAAAAGCUGACAAAUUGGAACAGGUUGGUGCUUCACAGUUACGUAUAUUUUAUUUGAAAAAAGAAUAAAUUAGAGAAAGAAUGGAUAGAAGAGAAAUAGGAUUUACGAUGCAUUUUAAGAUCAUAUUGUAAUUGCGUGGUCGGGUAGGGUUGGGUCUGGAGGUAUAUUUUAAGUCCAGCCUGGUCGGAAAAUUGUAUAUUACAUGGAUAUUUGCAUUCAGCAUUCACAGUUAUAUUUUUAAUCAUUUUUUCAAUCCGAAGUAACAAUUUAUUUUUCUGUGGAGCUA
Molecule: messenger RNA, 1804 nt
Organism: Diospyros lotus (date-plum)
Lineage: Eukaryota; Viridiplantae; Streptophyta; Magnoliopsida; Ericales; Ebenaceae
Product: probable hexosyltransferase MUCI70
Exons: 4
Coding region: 82-1446 (454 amino acids)
Source: RefSeq, a predicted model, not a curated record